Molecule: messenger RNA, 8447 nt
Organism: Nothobranchius furzeri (turquoise killifish)
Lineage: Eukaryota; Metazoa; Chordata; Actinopteri; Cyprinodontiformes; Nothobranchiidae
Product: E3 ubiquitin-protein ligase CBL
Biological process (GO): negative regulation of epidermal growth factor-activated receptor activity; cell surface receptor signaling pathway
Cellular component (GO): membrane raft; plasma membrane
Molecular function (GO): ubiquitin protein ligase activity; phosphotyrosine residue binding; SH3 domain binding
Source: RefSeq, a predicted model, not a curated record
UCUGACCGGACAUCCGUGUUUACUUUAGCUGCUCAGCCUGUUUGUUGAUCGCUCUCAUUUUGCUCAUUAACGCCCAACUGUAAGCCGGCUUGAUAUCUCAGGGAGAUUUUACUCACCGUCGCCAGGAGUCAAGCCGCUUUUCUGACAGCAGCUACGACAAACAGCGAGUAUGUCUCGGACUUGAAUUUGACGACGGAAAUCAAGCGGAGAGUCUUUUCUAAUGUAGCUUGUUAGCUUGGCUGCGUUGCGUACAGUCCCCGCACACACAGCCUUUUUGUUCUGCUCUUAGACAGCCUCUGCAUGACGAAUCACCGGCCGUGUUCAGUACAGACAGGGCGGGUAAAACAGCGAGGGCUUUAUUGAAAAACGUGUCAAGAAGAACACCCCUGGUUUGUCAACGCGAACCCCGGGGCUAAACCCCGGCCAUCGAGCGAAUUAAUGGCCGGAAAUCCGAGGAGGGGCGCCGGUCUCAUCGGUUUGAUGAAGGACGCCUUUCAACCCCACCAGCAGCCUCUCCAGGCUCAUCAACCCGCCGUGGUCGAUAAGAAAAUGGUGGAGAAAUGCUGGAAACUCAUGGAUAAGGUGGUGCGUUUGUGCCAGAACCCCAAGGUGGCGCUGAAGAACAGCCCCCCCUACAUCCUCGACCUGCUGCCGGACACCUACCAGCACUUACGCACCAUCUUGUCCAGAUACGAGGGCAAAAUAGAAAUUCUGGGGGAAAACGAGUAUUUCCGCGUGGUUAUCGACAACCUGACCAACAAGACUAAGCAGACCAUGAGCCUUUUUAAGGAGGCCAAAGAGAGGAUGUACGAGGAGAACUCCCAGCCCAGGCGUAACCUCACAAAGCUGUCUCUGAUCUUCAGUCACAUGUUAGCAGAGCUCAAAGCCAUCUUCCCCAACGGCCUCUUUCAGGGCGACAACUUCAGGAUCACCAAAGCUGAUGCAGCCGAAUUCUGGAGACGCUCGUUUGGAGACAAAACCAUUGUGCCCUGGAGGAUGUUUCGCCAGGCUCUCCAUGAAUUUCACCCCAUCAGUUCAGGCUUGGAGGCCAUGGCGCUUAAAUCCACCAUCGACCUCACCUGCAACGACUACAUCUCUGUUUUUGAGUUUGACAUCUUCACUAGACUCUUCCAGCCGUGGUCGUCUCUUUUAAGGAACUGGAACAGUCUGGCGGUCACGCAUCCUGGUUACAUGGCGUUCCUCACCUACGACGAGGUCAAGGCUCGGCUGCAGAGAUUCAUCCACAAACCUGGCAGCUACAUCUUCAGGCUGAGCUGCACUCGACUGGGUCAGUGGGCUAUCGGCUACGUGACGGCUGAUGGGAACAUCCUGCAGACCAUCCCUCACAACAAACCCCUCUUCCAAGCCCUUAUUGAUGGAUAUAGAGAAGGAUUCUAUCUUUUCCCAGACGGCCGAGCACAAAACCCAGACCUGACAGGUCUGUGUGAACCUUCUCCACAGGACCACAUCAAAGUUACUCAGGAGCAGUAUGAGCUGUACUGUGAGAUGGGCUCCACCUUCCAGCUUUGUAAGAUCUGUGCAGAGAAUGAUAAAGACGUGAAGAUCGAGCCCUGCAGACAUCUGAUGUGCACUUCCUGCCUGACCGCCUGGCAGGAGUCCGAGGGUCAGGGCUGCCCGUUCUGUCGCUGUGAGAUUAAAGGCACGGAGCCCAUCGUGGUGGACCCCUUCCACCCCAAGGCCAGCGGGGCUUCCUUUGCUGGUCUGCAGGGGUCCAGCAGAGCAGAAGCAGCCGGAAACGAGGAGGAGGAGGACGAUCGGCUGGAGGAUCAGCAUCUGGUCAUGAGCGGGCUGACCUGCAUUAAGGUUGAGCGUCCAGCUUCUCCCGUGUCUCAGCUGCCUCCGGUGCCUCCACGACUGGACCUCCUGCAGCAGAGAUCCUCCGGCUCACAUCCCGCUCUAAGUCAGGGAGCCUCGGUCAAGAUUGCUGCCACUCACCGAGACAAGCCCCUCCCACCUCCCCCUGGCCUAAGAGAGCUGCCCCCUCCUCCCCCUCCCGAGCGGCCCUCCCUCACAGGCCCGGACUCCAGAUUCCAGAGGAGACCUCUGCCCUCCACCCCCGACCAGCCUGCCUGGGCUGCCAACUACAUGGUGCCACGUCCUGCAACAAAGGCCCCGUCUGCGCUGUCCUCCAUCCCUCAGAGCUCCACCAACGGGGAGGCAGCCAAACCCCAAGUGGCCACCAAUGCUGUGUACUGCCUGGCUGCAAGGUCUCUCCCGCCUUCUCUGGUGUCGAGUGGAGAAAAGCUUUCAUCAGACUCUGAGGAGAAUGACUACAUGAGUCCCACCUCCCUCCCGGUCUCCAGCUCCCCCUGGGUCAUAACGGGCUCUUUGGUCCCCCCCCCACCAGCCCAGACAAACAGCCACAGCGACCUCAGCGACCUGGGCGACGCUGACUCCGAAGACCCUCAGGUGUACGAGUCCAUGUUUAACAUCCAGACUCAGGCUGGUUCCUCUGAGACGACGCAGGCUUCUGACCUCGAGCUUCCCCAGCAGUCAGCUGUGGUUUCCCAGGAGAAUAAGGAAGACGCCAACAUGGAGGACAUCUAUGGGUACGACUGUCCUCGGCCGGUCGUCCCUCUCGCGCCGCUCAGAAGAAACCUGGCUGACCUCAGCCUGGAUGGUUCAGGAGAAACUGGUACGUUUACACCUAUUGCUGAACUUGAACGUCCCCCUAAACCUCUCCCUCGUCGAGCCAACUCUGACCGACGGCCUCGACCCUUCAACCGUGACUUCUCCGCUCCCUUGCCCGAGCUGCCCGGUCCCGCCUCUGCCUCUCCCCCUCCUCUCCCUCCCCCUCCUCCUCCCAAUCUCGCUGGUGCCGCCGGUCCCGGAAGCCUGGCCUUGAACGGGGAGAUCGAGUGCCUGAUGUCCCAAGGCUACUCCAUCCAGGACAUCCAGAAAGCUCUGAUGAUCGCCCAGAACAACCUGGAGACGGCCAAGAACAUCCUGCGUGAGUUCGUCUCCAUCCCCUCCGCGGCCCACAUCGCCACAUAGGACGUCUCCCAUGGCGCUCGUCCUCCGUCUGUCUCGCCUGUUGUCUCCGCUCUGUGCCAUGAUCACGGAUAGCAUUUACCAAGCACUUUUCCUGCAGGGCCACAAGUAUUCACCAGAAGGAUUUACUCUGAAGGAACGCAUCUCUUUCAUUUCAGACCCAAACAUCCAAAGUCGGUUGUAAUCAGCUGCGCUGUCAGGUGUUGUUUGCUUUUCUAAACACAUUUUGUUGUAAAAACAGAUUAUUUUGAUUGUGUUGGACAAGUGACUGAUGCUGAAGCCUCAAAAAUAAUUCUAACCCCCCCACUCUGAAGAUUGGAAGGCCUUGGCUAGCUAGCUUGCUAAGAAAUGGCUAGCCACAUUUAGCUCAGCGUGAGCUGAACGCAGCACACAAGGAGAGUAGAAGAGUCGUCGUAAGCCGACUUUUGACCCUGCGACGUAUUUUGCAAAGUGCCGCGGCACAACUGCACCCCACCAGUAUAAGUGCAUUCUCUCAUUAAGCUACAGUGACUGAUCAGCAGAAAGGCCCUGCAGAUCGCUUCUCGCUGCUGCGAGGAUCUUCAGUUCGGUGCUUUAUGGGCUUCUCUGCAGCCUGUUGUCGGCGUGCGUGGCCGUGCUGAUGAAUGUGUCCAUUCAGUUGCAGUGCAUCAUCAGAGGGCUUCACGUUUUUGCUCCAUUGCUCUGUUUCGAUGAUGUCCGGCAGGUGGAGCAGAUCUCCACCCUCCUCCCGGUUCGACUAGUUCUGUGAUGAAAUAACAACUCUAAUGUUUCAGUACUCUCAUAACGUGUCGUGAUGUGUGUAGUACUAACGAUGGCCGAGUUUCACUUCAUUUCAUUCCAUGGUCCGCUUCCAUCCUGUGGUGGUCUGACACCGAGUGCUGCUUUAAAUCAGGAAAACAAGGUGACAACGUCACAACACUUGCUACUAUUUAUGGCGUUCAAGUCGUUUUCAAACCGUGACUGCUGGCGACCAGUUGGAGACGAAAAGUACAGGAAGUACACGCUCACCUUACAACAUGUACUAUGAAAGUUAAGGUUUUAAAAAUGAGCCACAUUCUUAUAAUUCUUUAAGGAUGUUUCUAUUUUUUAAUGAGGAAAACGUCAUUUACAUGAAGGGCCAGGGUUUAAAAGAGAUACUGCAACCAGCCACUAGAGGGCAAUCUUUUUGUUUCGCUUUUAACUUCCGGGUUGUGUUACUGUGUUGAGUUCUGCUUUUUUGAACACACACAGUAUUUGUAACUACACUGAACAAAAAUAUAAACGCAACACUUUUGUUUUUGCUCCCAUUUUUCGUGAGAUGGACUUAAAGAUCUAAAAUUCAUUCCAGAUACACAAUAUCACCAUUUCUCUCAAACAUUGUUCACAAAUCAGUCUAAAUGUGUGAUAGUGAGCACUUCUGCUGCUGAGAUAAUCCAUCCCACCUCACAGGUGUGCCACAUCAAGAUGCUGACCCGACAUCAUGAGUAGUGCACAGGUGUACCUUAUACUGCCCACAAUAAAAGGCCACCCUGGAAUGUGCAGUUUUUUGCUUUAUUGGGGGUCUGGGGACUCAGAACCGGUCAGUAUCUGGUGUGACCACCAUUUGCCUCAUGCAGUGCAACACAUCUUCUUCACAUAGAGCUUAUCAGAUUGUCAAUGGUGGCCUGUGGAAUGUUGGUCCACUCCUCUUCAAUGGCUGUGCGAAGUUGUUGGAUAUUAGUGGGAAAUGGUACAUGCUGUCGUAUACGCCGGUCAAGCACGUCCCAAACAUGCUCAACGGGUGACAUGUCCGGUGAGUAUGCUGGCCAUGCAAGAACUGGGACAUUUUCAGCUUCCAACAAUUGUGUACAGAUCCUUGCAACGCGGGGCCGUGCAUUAUCUUGCUGAAGCAUGCGGUGAUGUUCAUGGAUGUACGGCACAACAAUGGGCCUCAGGAUCUCAUCACGGUAUCUCUGUGCAUUCAAAAUGCCAUCAAUAAAAUGCACCUGUGUUCUUCGUCCAUAACAGAUGCCUGCCCAUACCAUAACCCCACCACCACCAUGGGCCACUCCAUCCACAACACUGACAUCAGCAAAGUGCUCACCCACACGACGCCACACACGCUGUCUGCCAUCUGCCCUGAACAAUGUAAACCGAGAUUCAUCCGUGGAAGAGAACACCUCUCCAACGUGCCAGACGCCAUCGAAUGUGAGCAUUUGCCCACCCAAGUCUGUUACGGCGACGAGCUGGAGUCAGGUCAAGACCCCGAUGAGGACGACGAGCAUGCAGUUGAGCUUCCCUGAGACGGUUUCUGACAGUUUGUGCAGAAAUUGUUUGGUUAUGCAAACCAAUUGUUUCAGCAGCUGUCUGAGUGGCUGGUCUCAGACCAUCUUGGAGGUGAACCUGCUGGAUGUGGAGGUCCUGGGCUGGUGUGGUUACACGUCAUCUGCGGUUGUGAGGCCGGUUGGAUGUACUGCCAUAUUCUCUGAAACGCCUUUGGAGACGGCUUAUGAUAAAUGAUAAAUGACCCGCACUUGUAUAGCGCCUGUCAGAGUAAGGACUCCAAAGCGCUUUACACUACAGUGUAUCAUUAUGGUGGAGAAAUGAACAUUCAAUGCAUGAGCAACAGAUCUGGUUGACAUUCCUGCUGUCAGCAUGCCAAUUGCAUGCUCCCUCAAGGCUGGUGGUAUCUGUGGCAUUUUGCUGUGAGACAAAACUGCACAUUCCAGGGUGGCCUUUUAUUGUGGGCAGUAUAAGGUACACCUGUGCACUACUCAUGAUGUCGGGUCAGCAUCUUGAUGUGGCACACCUGUGAGGUGGGAUGGAUUAUCUCAGCAGCAGAAGUGCUCACUAUCACACAUUUAGACUGAUUUGUGAACAAUGUUUGAGAGAAAUGGUGAUAUUGUGUAUCUGGAAUGAAUUUUAGAUCUUUAAGUCCAUCUCAUGAAAAAUGGGAGCAGAAACAAAAGUGUUGCGUUUAUAUUUUUGUUCAGUGUAGUUUUCUACAUGGUUGCGUCACGUGAAGCAUGUGAAUUGCAAACAAACUGAAAAAACUUCUUUUUGUUAGAGUUUGAGUUGUUUGUAAUUCACCCGUUAUGUUGGUAACAGUUUACUCCUCAAAGUCGUGUUAUUUCUUGCACUUUCUGACUCACAGGAACUAAUUUGAGACGAGUUCCAGAUGCCCAGGAGGACUAUUGUGAGAUAAAUUUAUUGUAGUUUUAUUUAGCUAAAUUUUUUAGUUAAUUCAAGAGAUUUGCCACAGAGAAGCUGCUCACACGUGUUUCGACACACUUUUGAAAACCAUCUUUUCAAUUUGUCGCCAACAGUCGCAGCCCGGCAUGCUAGGAAAACCACAAAUAGUACACCAGUCCCUGAUUAACAUGGAAAGUAUCCCAAGCUGAUCUACCUCACUGGCCCUGAGUCAUCAAACAGACAAAACUCUAAACCCAACAAGCAUUUAGUCACCUGAUGCACACGGACAACAGCAGGGAUCUCACACACAAAUAAAAUGGUUUUAGUGCCACGGCACAGGAAAAGGCACCGGUUCUGAUGGUGUCUCAGACCAACCACAUCAGAUAUUGACCAAUAGCUCCCAGUUUCCGUGAUCCAAGAUGGAUACAAAGGAGGAAAGCACACAGUGUUGUUUUAAAAUCAGUGACCGGAUUAGAGAACGACAAACCGGCUGUUUCAGUGAAACCGUGGAAAGCACAACCGGUGGAGCAGUUUGUUGUGCGACUCAGGAAAUAAAGCCCGUUGUGUUUGACAGACUCGGAUGGCGAUAGAGCAGCGUUCCAACAUUUUUGCUGUCUUCUGGUUUUGUUUUAUGCUUUGCUGAGCUCACUGACCCCCUGGAUGGAGUUGGAGUUACUCCCCUGAGCUGCAGAUGGUACUCCGUCGCUUUUAAAGAACCCGAACAGACAUGUUUGGGAAUGCUGAGCUGUGCUGGAAUUAUCUGACACUUCAAAAGCCAUUCCGUGUGAAUGUGCAGCACGUUUCUAUUGUUUGGUUCUUCUAUAUGUCUGAGUUUAUGUGAUGAAGCAUUCCCAAAUGUCGGAGCCACAUGGGAAUUGUUCCCUAAGCUCUUGGCUUCAUAUUUUUGACUUCGGCUACAGGGGCAGUGGGAUGCUCCCGGUUUCUCUCCCAACACUCCAAAUAUUUAUCAGAUUAUGCUGUUGGCAGGGAUUUAUUUAUAUUUAAUCUGAAUAAUUCACAGAUUGUGUGAAAGUCAUUUAAUAUUUUAGAUGUUGGAAAUAAGUUUUAAAAGAUGGUGAGCCUCGUGUUUAUCAUCUGUUUCACAAAAAAAUUGACAAGGUUCUAAACUCGCCUUAAACUCAUUCAUUCUUGUUAAAUUUCAUGUGCAGCAGUGACCCCUACUGGCGACCAGGUAGAAUGCAGUCCCCUAAUUGCUUUUUGUUAGAACGUUUUAAACAUUCAUUCAUUCAUUCAUUCAUUCAUUCAAACGGUUGUUUCUUUUAUACUCACCCAGAGCGUUUCUGGCCAUCUGAUGAUUUAAAGAGAUUUGUUUGGAUCAGUGCAAUAGAAGUCCCGGAUUGCUUACAGGGGGCGUGGACUCGGCUGAGGAAGUCCUGAAGAUGUAGAUCUCCAGAAAUGUCUGAAGGUUUUCUCAAGCAUUAAAACAAAACUAACUGAACGUUUCAUCUCCGCCUGGACUAGCAAGCGGCUGAAGUGUCCUUUAAUACAUUACUGCACAUGUCUUUUCCUAGAGCCACUCCAUCCAUCCUGCACACGCUCACAGAUGAUCCAACUAAACUCCAAACUGAUCCUUGGAUCUGUUUAAUUCACCAAGUGUGACUCAGCAGGUUUUUAUGAAUAAGGGAGGAAUAAAAACAUGCGAGGAAAGUUGACCAUUGAGCAGGGUUGAUGGUUUAUCCCUUGAGGUCCAUGUGGCAGGGGUGAGGUGGUGCUCACUCCUCACUCCUGCCACAUGGACCUCAAGGGAUAAACCAUCAACCCUGCUCAAUGGUCAACUUUCCUCGCGGGGUCACACCCACUAGGACAGUUGGAGGGUUAAACAGCCCAGGAUGACUGUUGUAAGGGUUAGGAUUCCAGAGGAAAACCUGCAGCUUUUACCCCCCCCCCCCCCCCAAAAAAAGCAUCCAAACGCUGCAGCUGCUGCCCCGUUUCUCCCGCCAGAUCCUCGACUCCUGCAACAGCUGCACAGAGCCAAGUUGUCCCGGAGCCGUUUCUCUGAGUCGCUGGUACUCCGAGCUGUCCAGUCGGUUCUGAUCCGCUGACUAAUCCUGUGUGUGUGUGUGUGUGUGUGUGUGUGUGUUGGUUUACUGCGUUAACUGGCCUUUUCAAACGGAACUAGCUUACUAAAAAUGUUAUUGCUUUGUUAUUGCCUGUGUAGAUAUGAUUUUAUUUAUUGUCUUUUUAAUACCCUGCAUUCAUUGUGCUGCCAUGUUUUCAUGCCUAAGCCAUUAAGAUUUUUAAUUAAACUAUUUUCUGUAACCGUU